This is a messenger RNA of Insectozyma verbasci, 1990 nucleotides long. The record is from the annotation of a GenBank genome assembly. NCBI's taxonomy places the organism in Eukaryota, Fungi, Ascomycota, Pichiomycetes, Serinales, Debaryomycetaceae.
AUGAGUUUUAAAAAAUUUUUAGCAUCAGCUUCAAUCGUUGGUUUAGCAGUUGCAGCUAAUAGUAUGUAUAAUUGAAAAUAUAUCAGAAGAAUUUUCGCGGUUCAUAGUGUUUUCAUAGUUAAGAUAUUGGAAAAUACCAAGUUUGUUUGAAAUCUGGGCACAAACCAAGUUUUAAUACAGUUGGAGAUUCUAGAUCUAACCAAAUCUACUCGAGAUCUAAAGAUUUAAAAUACUUCAUAAUUUGUUCAAACUCGAGUAUUUCACCACAAUUUCAUGAGAUCGUUAUAUUUACCAGUUAAGAAUUAUAUCAGUAUUGUUUUUAGCCCUACAAUUAUGAUUAUUGUUCACAAUUCACGAAAUUAAGUUAUAUUUUUUCCACAACAAGUAUGAAACUUUCAGGUGAUUUGAUUUAUCAACAAUGAGAGUUUAGUCAUAUUUUGAAACAUUAGAGUAUCAAUAGUCAUUAUUUCAACAUCCAAGUGUCAUCAAUACCUUAUUAAGAUAAGCGUUAUAAUAAUUAUUUAAUAGAAUUAAUUAAACCCUAUUGGAUCAAAACCAAGAGAUCAAAGCCAUGGCCAGAAAAAUAUUUUUUUUUUUUUUUUUUUUUUUUUUUCAAAUUAAGGCGUAUGGCUAAAAUUAGACUGUGAUUCAUAACAAUUUACCAAUGAUACUAUUACAACAACAAUUAUAAUGAUACUGUUACAUUGAUACUUGUGAAAAUUCUUUGGUGGCUUUUUCAUUUCAGUACUAACUUUAAUUUUUAGACUCAACUUUAACUACAGCUACACCAUCAGUUGAUAGUGCAUGUAGUUUCUCAGAUUUCACCGCUACUGCAAGUUCACAAGUUCAAUCAGUUGCUGCUUGUUCUACUGCUGUUGGUUCAAUUUAUAUUUAUGGUGAUUCAUUCGGUACAGUUGAAUUAACUGGUGUUGAACAAAUUUAUGGUGAUUUACAUAUUAAUAAUGUUACACAAGCUUCAGCAAUUAAUGCUCCAACUUUACAAUUAGUUUCAGGUGAAUUAGAAGUAAAUGGUAAUACAAUUUUAUCAAACUUAAACUUAGCUCAAUUAACUACUGUUGGUUCAUUAAAUUUAAUUGCUUUACCAGCUUUAGAACAAACUGGUUUAACUGCUGGUAUUACUUCAGCUGAUGAAAUUAUUAUUUCAGAUACUGGUUUAAAUUCAUUAGCUGGUAUUAAUGUUUAUAAAUUAAAAGUUUUCAAUGUUAAUAAUAAUGAUGAUAUUGAAACUAUUGAUUCAGGUUUACAAGAAGUUACUGAUACAAUUGAUAUUUCACAUAAUGCAGAAAAAGUUGAUGUUACUUUAGACCAAUUAACUUCAGCUAAUAACAUUUAUUUACAAUCUAUUAAUUCAUUUUCAGCACCAAAUUUAACUGUUGCUAAUGGUUCAAUUUCCUUAUCUUCAUCAUCAAAUGAAAAAUUCGAAUUAGCUGAAUUAACUUCAAUUGGUAAAUCAUUAACUAUUGAUAAUAAUGAUGAAUUAGAAGAAUUAGAUUUCCCUAAAUUAACUUCAAUUGGUGGUGCUUUAGAAAUUUCAGAAAAUGAAAAUUUAAAAUCAUUUGAUGGAUUUUCAGAAUUACAAACUAUUGGUGGUUCAGUUAAUAUGAACGGUACUUUUGAUAAUGGUACUUUUGAUUCAUUAUCAAGAGUUUCUGGUGGUUUUACUUUAAAAACUGAUGGUGAAUUAUCAUGUGAAGCUUUUAAUAAAUUAAAUUCAAAUGGUGAUGUUAGAGGUGAUAAAUUCCAAUGUGAAGAUAAAGUUACUACUUCAUCAUCAUCAUCAAGAAAAUCAAAUUCAGGUUCAAGUACUGAUAAUUCAGCAGAUGAAACUGGUUCAACAACAGGUGGUUCAGGUUCAUCAUCAUCAGGUGGUUCAUCAUCAUCAACUAGAUCAUCAGAAGGUACUUCAAAUGUUGGUAAAUUAGCUUCAGUUAUUGCUGCUUUUGCUGCUGUUGGUGUUGCUUUAUUCUAG